Molecule: messenger RNA, 414 nt
Organism: Plasmodium vinckei vinckei
Lineage: Eukaryota; Apicomplexa; Aconoidasida; Haemosporida; Plasmodiidae
Product: 40S ribosomal protein S17, putative
Exons: 2
Coding region: 1-414 (137 amino acids)
Biological process (GO): translation
Cellular component (GO): ribosome
Molecular function (GO): structural constituent of ribosome
Source: RefSeq, a predicted model, not a curated record
AUGGGAAGAGUUCGUACUAAGACUAUCAAAAGAGCCGCUAGGCAAAUUGUCGAGAAAUACUAUGCUAAACUUACUCUCGACUUUCAAAUAAAUAAGAAAAUAACAGAGGAAGUUGCAAUCAUUCCAUCAAAAAGAAUGAAAAACAAAGUUGCUGGCUUCGUUACACAUUUAAUGAAAAGAAUCCAAAAAGGACCAGUUAGAGGUAUUAGUUUAAAACUUCAAGAAGAAGAAAGAGAAAGACGUUUGGAUUUCGUACCUGAAAAAUCUCAAAUCGAUGUUAAUGUAAUAUAUGUAGAACCAGAUACUGUAAGAAUGAUUAAAUCUUUGGGAAUUAAUAUAAGCAACAUGAAAAUCCACAACCCAAUGAUUAAUACAAAUCAUCAAAAACAAAACAGAAUGAACAACCAAUACUAA